Molecule: messenger RNA, 5907 nt
Organism: Trichomycterus rosablanca
Lineage: Eukaryota; Metazoa; Chordata; Actinopteri; Siluriformes; Trichomycteridae
Gene: arhgap12a
Product: Rho GTPase activating protein 12a
Exons: 16
Coding region: 161-2623 (820 amino acids)
Biological process (GO): regulation of GTPase activity; signal transduction
Cellular component (GO): cytoplasm
Molecular function (GO): protein binding
Source: RefSeq, a predicted model, not a curated record
CACUGCGGGAUAUUUUCACCUUAAUGAGACGACACGGCGUUUAAUAAGUUAAGAUGUGUUGUGUUGGACCGUCUUUAGUAUAGUGAUGCUUCAGAAGCCCAUCCACUGCAUUUCUUUCUUCUGCUGACCCCAGCCUUUGAGCUCAACCUUUGAGGAAGGAAUGGCUGAUCGCUGCGACCUUGCAGUUCCCCCCGGUCAGCGGUAUAUCGAGGUGGAACAUGACUACGAGUACAAAUUCAAAGACCGCAUGAUUAAUAUUAAGCAAGGGGAGUGUUACCUGCUCGUGAAAAAGACUAACGAUGACUGGUGGCAGGUGUGCAAGGACGAAAACAGCAAAGGUUUCUAUGUUCCCGCACAAUAUGUCCGCGAGGUCCGGCGGGCACUCAUGCCCCCCACCAAACCUCUCCCUAAUGCCGGAAGUGGCGUCGGAGUUAGAGGGGGGUCCGGGAAGGAUCGUCCUACCGUCCUGGACCUAAAACAGCCCGACGAGAACCAGAACAAACGGAGUCCCGGUCAGGCACCCCUGCCUCGACAGCAAGUCGCGUUGCAGCCACCGAAAGACAACAAGGGCAGUCCGAAAAGUCCCAGAAGUCAAGGGCAGCCGACGUUCCCAGCAAACGCGGAGCAGGAGGUGCAACCUCAGCCCCGGGCUGAGUCCCCGAUCGGACCCAGAAUACCUCUGGAUUUGGAUAUGGACAGCGAUAAGGAGGGGGGUAAAAUAAGGGAUGGAGAGAAGGAGAAGAAGAGGAAAGGAUCAGAUAAAGAUGGAAAAAAAAGAAAAGAUGCAGAAAUAGUGAAGAGGAACAGUGAAAAGGACAGAAAGGCGGUGGGAAUGUGGGAUAAGCCUCUUGCACCUGGAGAAUCACCGAGGGAGGCGUCUGAGAAAAAUCGAAAUGAUUCAGAAUCUGGGGACGAAUUAAGCAGCAGUUCCACAGAGCAGCUACAGGUACGGUCUGACUCCCCUGUCUACGCUAACCUGCAUGACCUGAAGAUCUCGCAGUCCUCUCUGCCUCCUCUGCCCUCGUCCCCCCCACUUAGCUCGUUCGGAGACUGGGAGACGCACAAAGACGUUAACGGCAGGCACUUCUAUUACAAUUGCGCCACUCAGGAGCGGACGUGGAAACCGCCACGGGCACGGGAUAGCCUCGGCAGGAAGGAGGAGAGACCUGUACCUUUAGCAGUAGAUACUGAGGCUCUGUCAUCAGAAGAUAACAAUCUCAGUAGCCAAUCAGAUAGCCAGUAUGGCUCACCUCCUAGUGGCUGGUCUGAGGAGUUUGAUGAGUAUGGACACACGCUGUAUGUGUGUGAUUGUACAAAUGAGAAGGUAUAUAGAAACACAAAAACAUGCAGUUUGGAUCGAAAACAGACGGCUCCCAUACUGAUGAAACAGUGGAGGCAUAGCACAUGGAUGCUGGAUGGUAACGACAAGGAGCCGUUGAAAGUUGGCUCUCUGGAUUUGGAAUCUUCUGACCCAUCAUCUCCCAAACACCCCCAUUCUCCAUUUGAGAAAUCUGGAGUUCUGAACAUGACCAAGAUCACAGAACACGGAAAGAAAGUUCGGAAGAACUGGACUUCAUCUUUUACGGCUUUACAUGGAUCUCAGUUGAUAUUUCCCAAAGGUCAGGGGUCGGCCACCAGCUGGUUUGGAAGCCACCAAACAAAGGGGGAGUUCAGCGUCGACCUGAGAGGAGCAACUGUCGAAAAAGCGUCAAAAGACAAAUCCAGCAAGAAACACGUUCUCGAGGUGAAGACUCGACAGGGUACGGAUCUCCUUUUACAGUCGGAUGUUGAGAGCACCAUCAGCGAGUGGUUCAAAGCCCUGACUGAUGCCAUAAAUACUCAUGCCUGGGAGUCUGACGAGGCUAUUGAAGAAGACAUGCCCGAAUCUCCAGGACCAGAGAAACAUGAUAAAGAUAAAGACAAGGAAAAAGAACAGCAAGACCAGGAGAAGAAGACCAAAGUCAAGCUAAAAAGAUUUCUCACUCGUAGACCGACUCUACAGGCGGUUCGAGACAAGGGUUACAUAAAAGAUCAGGUGUUCGGCUGUAAUCUGAGCAAUCUGUGUCAGAGAGAGAAAACCACCGUGCCUCAGUUUGUCCGGAUGUGUAUCGAGCAUGUAGAGAAUGAAGGUCUGAGUUUGGAUGGUCUGUAUCGAGUCAGUGGGAAUCUGGCAGUCAUACAAAAGCUGAGAUUUGCUGUAAAUCACGAUGAGAAGUUCAAUUUGGCAGACAGUAAAUGGGAGGAUGUCCACGUGACCACCGGCGCGCUGAAAAUGUUCUUCCGGGAGCUUCCAGAACCCCUCUUCACCUACGCAUACUUUAAUGACUUUGUCAAUGCCAUCAAAAACCCGGAUUAUAACCAGAAAGUGCAGGCUGUUAAAGACCUGAUAAAACAGCUUCCUCGACCCAAUCAAGAUACGAUGCAGGCCCUCUUCAAACACCUAACAAAAGUGAUAGAUCACGGUAAAGAGAACAGGAUGACCAUACAGAGCACUGCCAUCGUGUUUGGCCCAACUCUCCUACGUCCUGAGAUCGAGGGUCCCAACAUGGCGGUACACAUGGUUUACCAAAACCAAAUUGUUGAACUUAUACUUACUGCGUGUGAAACCAUAUUCAACAGGUAAGCUGCACCCCAGUCAUGUGAUCUAGGCUUAUCACCUGAACAUGCAGCAGCAGCGACCACCCGAGGAUUAAAGACUGUUUCUGAAAGGAUGUCUGCUUCACAACCAAUGCUUUAAAACCAUCGAUUCUCAUAAAUACAACUAAUAUAAUGUAAACUUAGUACUGAAUCUACUAAAAAACACCUAGAAUUGCUCAUUUAUUUUUAUCCUUUUUUUGAUUGGACAAAAUCACUUUGAAGGAAUGGUUUUCCUUAUUGGACUUUUUGUACACCAGCUUUUAUUGGACUACUGGACCAAGAAUGCUUUCCAGUGCACCGUGGUGUCGGUUUGCUGGCCAAACAAAACUAAUGGGAACUAAGGUUAACUCCUGGGAACGGAAAUCUUCCAACACGGACCUGGUAGAGAAUUCUACGUCUGUGCUGCGAUGUAUUUUUCAUAUCCUUCAGUAGUGGAACUGUCGAUGAACCGCUGAUCUUUCGUUCCGGUGGCUUUUAUACUACUGCAUUUUUAAAAAGAGGGACUGACGGAUCAAACACGCUGGACUUGGUUUCUUUGUCUUUCUGGCUGCCUGUCAUGUACACUGGACACAAAUCCAUCUAUCCAUUCAGUUGUAAAGCUUGUCUUAUGUGUAUGAUGUGUCUGGUGCGUCUGCUUAUGUGUGUUUGUCUUUAUCUGUGUCGUUGUAACAGUAUCCUACUGAUUCCUUUAAAAGCACCCUGUGUACUCAUUAAAUGCACACUCAGGUCCUUAGGCUGGGAAAAUGCUGUACAGAUAUACAGAUAACAGAAUGUCAUGGGGGCAAAAUAAGGCCUGUAAGUAACACAGUGAACAUUUUCUUUAGACCCUCUCUUACUGUCCUGGUACUUGACACGUAAAGGGUAAAAUAUUGACUUUAAUCUUGUCAGUUAGCCCAAUACAUUAAAAGAAACUCUCACUCAAGAUAAUACAGAAAUAAUCUUCAGAUUUCUUAAUUAUAUAAGACAAGAAAACAAGAUUCCUGACUAAAUUGUUUCGGUAGCGGUGCAGAACGGGGGCAGAGCACAGCACACACAGGUAUUCUGGAGAUCUGGGUUUGAUCCUUGCUUUGACAGUUUCCUCCAGGUACUCCACUUUCCUUCCACCUCCCAUUCAUUCCCAUCAAGGUAGACCAGCUGCUCUGAUCCCCAGGUAUAAGUAAGUCAAUAAAUAUGUGGGUGUAGUAGCCAUCGAUGAAUUUUCGAUGAGCGACUCUGUGUCACUGUUUCAGUGAACCUGUGCCCACAGUAGCCUUAGUAGCCUUUUUGUUCUUGACUAAGACGAUUAAGACUAGAUGCUUAUACAUCAGUGUUACAUUUUAUAUUUAUUGGAAACACCAGGGGUCACGCCAAACUGACGCAUCAACACCUAAUAAGGAGAAAAAAAAUUAUACACUAUGUAAAGCCUGUCAGAUUAAGCACAUCCUAACUGAAUGCCCAACAUAUAACAAAGGAAGGCAAAGAUUACAUAUGCCUAAAACAAUAAAUAAGACCAUCAAUCAGGAUAAUACAAAAACAGUUAGUAUAUAAGUAUAUUCUUACUAAUAUAAGACUAAAUACACAAAUAUAAGACAGACCCUAGUAAAAUAUAAAACUAACAAACAGGGAAACACCAGGGCCUUGGCUAGACGACAUAUGGGCAAUUCAGAGCAGCCAAUCCACUUACUGAGUAUAUUUGGGAAUGUAACUGAAGAAACCCCACACAGUCACUAGGAGAACGUAGUAAACUCUUAGUACAGUAUACAGUGUUUUAAUCUCUCUCCCCAAGACCCCCAGCAGCCACUAUACCUAGUGCGAGCAUGGCAUCAAUAAUCUGUUAAAACAAUAUACAACCAACCCUUUUUUUUUUUUUUUUAAACUGGUUGGUUGUUUUUUACAGAUCGCUUGCAAAAAAAUACAAAAUAGCUGACUGUACUAAUUCAUACAUAUUCACAUAUUCAUAAUACAGUUUCAUAACACAAACAUGUGCUCAUAGAUGAAGCCAGGAAAACGAAAGUUGUAUUACUUGGUUACGUAACGUAAACAUAUAAGUUUGUGUCUCUACUGUUUAUAUUGGUCAUUGAUCUAUUGAAACCCACUUACCCUGUACAGAUAACCACUGUUCUAGAGCAGGGGUUUUUAACAGGCCUGAGUAUCGACAGAUAUCUUUUUUUACUUCUAAAACAAAAGCAAUUUAUUUUUCACCCACAGGAAGCAUAUUUGAUUAGACAUGCGGGUGUGCAUGGUCAGCGAGACUAAUGUUAUCCAGCUCAGUCUGGAAAAAGGAUCAUUGGAUAGCAAAGCUUAAAAGUUCAAGGUCAGCACACGGAAGCUCAGCACAUGUCCAAAAAGGUAAAACCCCUGUUCUAGAAUGUCGUCAUUGUGUAUUAUGUGCACACAAGCCCACACAAAUCCACAAUCCUGGUAAAAAAAAAGUGUUAUCUAUGAUGGAAAAAAAACUCAUUUACCUUUAGUGUCUUUCUUUAAAUGAAUAGUGUUCUACAAAGAUACCUGCUGGUGUUCGGUGACUAAGUUUAAUCAGUUAAACAAGUUACUAUUAAUAUAGUAAUUACAGAGACUGAUAUACACCAACUAGGCAUAACAUUAUGACCACUGACAGGUGAAGUGAAUAACACUGAUUAUCUCUUCAUCACGGCACCUGUUAGUGGGGGGGAUAUAUUAAGCACCAAGUGAACAUUUUAUCCUCAAAGUUGAUGUUAGAAGCAGGAAAAAUGGGCGAGCACCAAAUUGUGAUGGCUGGACGACUGGGUCAGAGCAUCUCCAAAACUGCAGCUGGUCCAAGAAAGGAACAGUGGUAAACCGGCGACAGGGUCAUGGGCGGCCAAGGCUCAUUGAUGCAAGCCGAUCCAACAGACGAGCUACUGUAGCUCAAACUGCUGAAGAAGUUAAUGCUGGUUCUAAUAGAAAGGUGUCAGAAUACACAGAGCAGCACAGUUUGUUGUGUAUGGGGCAGCAAACAGGGGACCAACACAAUAUUAGGAAGGUGGUCAUAAUGUUAGGCCAGAUCGGUGUAUAAAGAUAAUAAGAUAAAGUUGUUCCUGUACACUGUGACAUAAUGUAAAGAAGAGAUGAGAGUAUUUUUCCUACAACAGUUAUGGAUCAGUUACAUGAAAUAACUUAAAAUACUGAAGAAAUACGUGUUAGAACUGGAACUGGACAUUCUGUGUACUUGAUGUUGCUUUUUGAGCUCACAGGUGACAAGGUAAGGGGUUAGGAUUUUUGUUCAAAAGAUUAUAAUGGAGAUUAUAAUAAAAUGUUUCAUAUCAAACGUCA